AGAUGCGCCUCCUCCUGUUUUAGGACAAUCAGUUCGGGUCUUUUUUUUUUUCGGCUACUACGGUUCUGUGCCUGUUUGACCAAUCUCUCUCGGCUCGGCUCGGUUCGGGGUGCGAAUUUGGACUCGAGAAAGCUUGUGUGUCCUCGGAUCCCCUUGACCGUCAGCGACGACACCCAGGGGUUUUUCUUCAUCUCAGAGCGCCCCUAAAAGCCCCCGCCACACGCCGCACACACACGGGAGAAGAAGAAGAAGAAGAAGAAGAAAAAAAAUGGACAGGACGGAUCUGAUCCAGAAGGCCAAGCUGGCGGAGCAGGCUGAGCGCUAUGACGACAUGGCGGACUGCAUGAGGGAGGUGACGGAGAUGGGAGGCGAGCUGUCAAACGAGGAGAGGAACCUGCUCUCCGUCGCGUACAAGAACGUGGUCGGGGCGCGGCGGUCCGCCUGGAGGGUGCUGUCCAGCAUCGGCCUCAAGACCGAGGGCAGCGAGAAGAAGCAGCAGAUGGUCAAGGAGUACCGGCUAAAGGUGGAGAUGGAGCUGGAGGACAUUUGCAACAACGUUCUGGUACUGCUGGAUAAUCAUUUAAUCAGCAACUCCACCAACCCAGAGAGCAAAGUCUUCUACCUAAAGAUGAAGGGCGACUACUACAGAUACCUGGCAGAAGUUGCCUCUGGAGAAGCCAAGUCGAAAACUAUCGAAAACUCACAGCAAGCGUACCAGGCUGCGUUCGACAUCAGCAAGACCGAGAUGGAGCCCACGCACCCCAUUCGCCUGGGCCUGGCGCUCAACUUCUCCGUCUUCUUCUACGAGAUCCUGAACUCCCCAGAGAAGGCCUGCGAGCUGGCCAAGAAGGCGUUCGACGACGCCAUCGCAGAGUUGGACCAGCUACACGAAGAGUCCUACAAGGACAGCACCCUCAUCAUGCAGCUGCUCAGAGACAACCUCACACUAUGGACAUCAGACAACGCUCCCGAGGAGGGCACUGCCGGAGAAGCCGAGGCUGGCGAGACGGAGAACUAGAGCGUGCAUGCCCUGUUGGGGGGGAAAACGACACAAAUGAUUUAAGAAAAUAAAAUAAAAAUCAACUUUUCUCAUUGUAUGCUCCAUAACACUCCACUGAUACAUUCCAUCGCUGAAAAAGGAUCUUAAGCAACCAAAAAAAAAAAAAAAGAAGAAAAGUCUUUAAAACAGAUCAGAUUUGGAGACAUCCUUCCAUUCCUGUAGUUUUUCUCUCGGCCUUCCCAUCUUGUGCAGGUUCAGCCGUAGAAACCUAAGUAGGGAUCUGAAGUGAUUAAUGAGACCCCCCCCCCCCCCCCACAUACUCCCCGCACCCCUCGUCAAAAGCAAAGGAAGAAAAGUUGAAAACCCCGAUCAUGCGUCAUCUCAUCGCACCAUUCUGCAGGUUUUCUCGCCAGAUAAUGUGGUACUGUUACAUUCGCUUGGCUAUGAUUUGAACUAAAUGUCAUUUUUAUUCGUCAGGGAAAAGCCGGCGCUCCGUCACUCGCCGGCUGACGGCGUUUGAACGCAGCCAAUUAACCGCCCUGUGGUUGAAGGUUCUGAUCCCAGUGACCCGUUCGCUGGGGUCCGUCUGUCUGUCUGGGGGCCAACCUUGCUCUUCUUUUUCUGACCAAACACCAAUUUGUUGCCGGUGGAGAGAAGCCUUUUUCUGAUCCUGCACUUCUCUUCAAAUUUUACACUGGAAUGGGAACCAAACAGCUUUUAGCCACUUAGAACUGAAAUUUAUCUGUUUGGAGAUGUACGUUUUGGUUGUUGUUUUUUUUUUUCUGUUGAGAUUUGGACCACUUUCGUUUUGUAAUUAAUUCAUGGUAGCCCCUAAACGCCCCGUGGAACUGUUGAAUCCUGAUGCAUCCACUAUGUUAACAUGAAUAAAACAUUUUAUAAGCCAA
Molecule: messenger RNA, 1905 nt
Organism: Fundulus heteroclitus (mummichog)
Lineage: Eukaryota; Metazoa; Chordata; Actinopteri; Cyprinodontiformes; Fundulidae
Product: 14-3-3 protein beta/alpha-1
Exons: 6
Coding region: 269-1018 (249 amino acids)
Biological process (GO): signal transduction
Cellular component (GO): cytoplasm
Source: RefSeq, a predicted model, not a curated record